Lotus japonicus is the source of this 828-nucleotide messenger RNA. RefSeq lists its product as uncharacterized. Lineage: Eukaryota; Viridiplantae; Streptophyta; Magnoliopsida; Fabales; Fabaceae. The transcript has 8 exons. The record is from RefSeq and is a predicted model, not a curated record. Bases 1 to 828 code for a protein of 275 amino acids.
AUGGAUACAACAUAUAGAACAUCAUUGCCGGGAGAUUCAAAGUUUGUACAGUACCGCAAUUCACGAGGUGAAAUUUCUAUUUCUACAUCAAGGUCUACAAAAAUUUAUGUCAAUAUAGGCAUACCAGAAGCAAAUGAGCUCAUACAAUCAUUCAAAGAUUCAGAUGAAUUCCAUAAAGUUGCAACUUCUGGUAUUACAAAGUCUCCAAUGCUUGAUAUGGAUAAAAAGAAGACUAUAUCUGAAAUUCUGGAAAUUGCAACCUCAAAAAGUGAUAUGAAUGGUACCUAUUGUUGUGCUGCAACUAUAAAUGACAUCUUGCUGAAAAACGGGUUUCGAUUAGAGCUUGAUGUCAGAGAUGCUACCAAUUCAACUAUAUUUGUUGUAUUUGAUGACAUUGCUGAACAAAUAGCACGUGUGAAAUUACAUGAUCUUUUAUCAGGAGAUAAGAGCGAUUUGGACCUACCUCCACAACUCCUGAAAACCAUAGGCUCUUCACAUGUUUUUCAAAUAAAGAUGAGUACCUACUUUGAGAGUCAUGGAAGGCAAAGUUUCACAGCAAAUAAACUUUUGAAGCCAGUGGUGAAGAUUGAGAAGGAAGCUGAGAAGGAAGCAACUGAAAUUGAGAAGGAGGCUGAAAAGGAAGCAACUGAAGUUAACUUACCAGACAAAGUGACAGAGACCAUAUUGGAAAUCAGCGACUCCUCAAUUGGAUCUCCAGAUAUUAACAUGUCAGAUUCACCACAAAAGAGAAGAAAAUUGAGGUUGCAACGGGAAGGGAAAAAACCAAGUUAUCCAGAAAAAGAAGAAGAAGAGAAUUUGAAGAUUUAG